This is a messenger RNA of Paramecium primaurelia, 902 nucleotides long. The record is from the annotation of a GenBank genome assembly. Lineage: Eukaryota; Ciliophora; Oligohymenophorea; Peniculida; Parameciidae.
AUGAGUACAGAAAUUGAUAUAAAUAAGCUUAAAGCAGAAAUAAAAAAUGACAAAUAAAGAAGAUUAAUUCUCUUUGGAAUAUUUGCUACUGGGUUGAUUGGUCUAUAUGUUCUAGUGCAUUUUUCUCCACAUUUAACAUAGUAAACAGAUUUAUAUAUCAAUAGAGAAGAGAGAAAGAUUGUUUAUAGAAUUCCUAAAUAUCCUCAUCAUAUAGCAGAAUUGUUAAAUGUAAUAAAUAGAUAUGCAGAAAAUAAUUAAUUCUACGUUUUAUUUGCCUUUAUUUACCUAUAUGUAUUUAUGCAAAGUUUUGCCAUUCCUGGACCUGUAUUUUUGAGUUUGCUUUCAGGUAAUAAAAUUAUUUUAUUCUUAAAGGAUAAUUGUUUGGUCCAAUUCCAGCAUUUCUAUUGGUGUGUUUAUGUGCUACAACUGGUGCCAGUUUAUGUUAUGGAUUAUCUUAUUCAUUGGCAAGAGGGUUAGUAUUAAAUAGAUUUCCCAAUCAAAUUGUGAAUUUCAAUAAAAAGAUUCAUUAGAAUAGAGAUAAUCUAUUUUUUUAUAUGUUGUUUUUGAGAUUCACUCCAUUGAUUCCUAAUGUAUCAAUUAAUGUUUCAGGACCUAUUGUAGGUCUUCCCUUUAAAUAUUUCUUCUUUGGCACUUUAUUUGGUAAUUCAUUAUGUAAAAAUUAGGAUUAAUGCCAGGAAAUAUCAUUCAUAUUAGAACAGGAUUAUUAAUUUAAGAGCUCAAUGAUUUUUCUACUAGUUAUUAAGUAAACUAUUAAAAUAAUUAUUAAUUAGGCUAUAUUAACAUUAGUAGGUUUGUCUUUGAUUGCUCUUUUGCCUACAUUCUUUAAAAAGAAGUUACAAGAAUUAGAUGAAAAGGGAUUAAAUAAAUCAAAAUAAGAAUGA